This is a messenger RNA of Beta vulgaris subsp. vulgaris (sugar beet), 3128 nucleotides long. Its product is annotated as probable LRR receptor-like serine/threonine-protein kinase At4g37250. The transcript is spliced from 2 exons. Gene Ontology annotation, molecular function: protein binding; protein kinase activity; ATP binding. The record is from RefSeq and is a predicted model, not a curated record. Lineage: Eukaryota; Viridiplantae; Streptophyta; Magnoliopsida; Caryophyllales; Amaranthaceae. The coding region runs from base 309 to 2735 and encodes 808 amino acids. Gene Ontology annotation, biological process: protein phosphorylation.
AAUUGAAGAGUAUAAAAAGAAAGCAAAGUACUCCUACUUUUAUUUUUUAUAUAUAAAAAAUUUUGAGUCUGCUAAAUUAGUGAGCUGUGCUAUGAGCUUCUUUUGUUCAUAAAACAAAUUCCCCUCACAUGGUUUCUCCUGCUAUCCCAUAAAUCUCACUACCCUUACAAAUAUUCUCCUUUCUUCAUCCAUACUUUUUUUUUAAAACAUUCAUACAUCAAACAUUUCUUCGUCUUCAGUCUGACUAUCAAUCUAUAACCUUGAAACAAAAAAAAUAUGAAGGAAUAACUAUUACAGAUGAUGAGGAGAUGAGGGCAACAUCUAUACUUCUAUAUUUCUCCAUUUUCUUCUUUACUAUAAUACACAACUCUUUUAGCCUUACUUCAGAUGGUACUAUCCUCCUUUCUUUCAAAUCCUCCAUACUAAAUGACCCUUUACACGUCCUAGACUCAUGGAACAUCUACGAUGAGACGCCAUGUUUUUGGCAUGGCGUCUCUUGUAGUGCUUUUAAUUUUACGUUAUUAGGUCCGAGCGAUGCUCCUCGUGUUAUAGGAGUGUCCCUUCCUAGUAGUCAACUUUUAGGAUCAUUACCUAUUGAAUUUGGACUUUUAGACCAUCUUCAAACACUUAAUUUAUCUUUUAACUCUAUCAAUGGCUCAAUUCCUAACUCGAUAUUUAGCUUACCUGAUCUUCGUGUUUUUGAUGUGUCGGAUAAUUUAAUCUCCGGUGAAGUUGUGGAGUCUAUUGGAGGGUUACGUAGUUUGGAAGUGUUUGACGUUUCCGAAAAUGCCCUUGAUGGGAAUAUUCCGAGGAAUCUUGGAACAUUAAGAAAUUUAAGUAUGGUUUCUUUUAAAGGAAAUUAUAUUUCCGGAAGUAUUCCGGGUGGGUUCAACCGGGUUCGGUUCAUGGAUUUAUCGUCCAAUUUAUUAAACGGUUCACUACCCGUUGAUUUUGGUGGAGAGAAAAUACAGUAUUUGAAUAUUUCAUAUAACCGGAUUUCCGGCGAUAUUUCUCCGGUUUUCGGUAAUAAAAUACCAGAAAAUGCGACUUUGGAUUUUUCUUUUAAUAAUUUAACGGGUGAAAUUCCGGAUUCCAAUGUGUUUCUUUCUCAGGAGAGAGAAUCCUUCGCCGGUAAUCCGGAUCUUUGUGGGCCCCCAUCAAGAAGCCCAUGUCCAAUCCCUUCAAGCCCAACAGGGCUUCCGGUGGACUCUUUUCAGCCCAUUCCACCUCCCGCCAUAGCCGCCAUUCCUAAAAGCUUUGCAAGCUCUCCAGAGAAUAAUAACCCAGUGGGCCCCCAUGAAAGCCCACCAAAGAAAAGUCAUGGGCUUCAACCACAUAUAAUUGCUGCCAUAGUAGUUGGUGAUUUAACAGGUAUUGCAAUAUUAGUCAUGAUUUUUCUCUACGCUUGUAAGAGAAAAAGUAGUAAUAAAAAUAAUAAUAAUAAUAAUAUUACUACUAGUGGCAAAACUGUAAAUACAAAAAGUCCAGCUUCUGUAGCAACACCUGCAAGAGGAGGAAGAAGAUCAGAUGAUUAUUUAUCAUCAACUUCAAUUUCAUCUUCAUCAUCAGAGUCUAAAGGUAUAGGUAAAUGGUCUUGUUUAAGAAAAGAAAAAAGCGACAGCGACGACGAUGAAGGCGACGAAGAAAGCGCGUCAGAGGAGAGAGAAAAUGAGCGUAGAGAUCAUCAUCAGCAGCAAGGGCAGCUAGUAACUGUUGAUGGAGGAGGAGGAGAAACAAAAGCGUUGGAGUUAGAAACGCUUUUAAAAGCGUCAGCUUAUAUUUUAGGCGCAAGUGGUACAAGUAUAAUGUAUAAGGCUGUUUUAGAAGACGGCACCGUUUUAGCAGUUAGAAGAGUUGGGGAAUCUAAUAGUGUUGAGAAGUUUAAGGAUUUUGAAGGUAAUGUUCGAGCAAUUGCUAAGUUGGUCCAUCAAAAUUUGGUUAAGAUUCGGGGUUUUUACUGGAGUUUUGAUGAAAAGUUGAUGAUUUAUGAGUAUGUUUCUAAUGGCAGCCUUGCUAACGUCCGUUACAGAAAAACAGGGUCUUCACCGUGUCACAUACCAUGGGGUGUUCGGCUGAAAAUAGCGAAAGGGGUAGCCCGUGGGCUAAAUUAUAUCCAUGAAAAGAAGCACGUACAUGGUAACCUCAAGCCUAACAACAUACUCCUUGACGCAGAUAUGGAGCCGAAGAUUAGUGAUUUUGGGCUUGAAAAACUUACUACGGGUAAAUUUGGGUAUAUACCCGGCGGAUCAACACGUCAUUUUGGUAGCAAAAGAUCCACAGCUUCAAGGGACAGUUUCCAAGACAUCUCAUUAGGUGCUACUCCAAGCCCAAGUGGUAGCUCAAUUGGGUGUGUCUCACCUUACCAUCCACCCGAAUCAUUACGAAGCCUAAAGCCGAGUGCAAAAUGGGAUGUGUACUCGUUUGGGGUGGUAUUACUCGAAUUACUAACCGGAAAGGUUGUAAUAUCAGAUGAACUUGGCCCUCCCGUUUUAGCCGGGUUGGCAGUUGGGUUAGAGGAUCGGACACGGAUGCUUAAGAUGGCGGACCCUACAAUUCGAGGUGAUUUAGAAGGUAAAGAGGAGGCUUUAUUAAGUUGUUUAAAGUUAGGGUAUAAUUGUAUUUCACAUGUUCCACAAAAGAGACCCUCAAUGAAAGAAGUGCUCCACGUUCUAGAAAAGAUAGCAACUUCACCUUCAACACCAUCAUCAUCAUCAUCAUACUAUCAUGGUCCCUAGAUUUAUAUUUGCUACUAAUGUAUGGCUGACCUCACUUGAUCCAUACCAAAGCAUUGUAGAUUAUUAUUAAGAGAUAAAUUAAAAGAGUUACGUUGUAUGUAUGAUUGACUUACAGGUUGUACUUUUUUUCUUUUUCCUCUUUGCUUUUUGUUCAUCUUUUCAGAUAGUUUUUUUUUUUAAUGAUUUGCAUUUCUAUUCUAUCAAUUAGUGGAGUUGUUUGUGAUGUAACUGUCUUUCUUUUGGCCGUUGGCUAGCAACAUUACUAGAUCGUGUUGCGUGAUGCAACUCAUCAUUUUUUUUAAUUUCUUCUCCUAGGCUCCUAACUACCUCGCUUAUUCCUUGUACAGAAAAUCAUGUUUUUAAUUAUUUUGUUGAAUAUCCUAAUGCUCAGAA